CCCCCCCUCCUUCUCCUCUUUCAUGCCAAACGCCACGAGGUCCUCUCCUAGGCGAUACACCCAGUCGCUCUCCUGCCCGCCCCGGUAUCCGGUACCCCCCGCCAUCGCUCCCAGCAGCAUGCGCUUGGGGAGGCGGUUGUCCUCCAUGCGCAUAACGAAGCCCGCAAAACACAGCCUCCGUUUGCGCACGGUGGCCUCGAUGGUUUCCUCGCAGCCGGCCUGGAUGAGGGCCUGGGCGUAGGACAGGGGUCGGUCUGAGCGCUUCCGCUUGCUCCAGCCGAUACACCGUGUCAGGAACUGGCGGUGGGUCCCAUUCAGCUUGGUGUAGUGCUCCGCUGCCAGGCUCCACGAGGCGCACCCGUAUAGGAGGGUCUGCACCACUUCAGCCUGGAGUAGUCGGAUCUUGAGCUGGCGGUUGGCCCGUUUCCUGUCGUACAUCGAAGUGCUGUUCCGGCGGUAGCACUUCCAUGCUCGGCAGAUGCGGCUCGUGAUCUCCCGGUCGACCUUCCCAUCCGCGCAGAUGGUACGUCCGAGUUGUUAGUAAACCAUAAUCGACUUCGCAAGUCGCGAGGGA
Ectocarpus sp. CCAP 1310/34 is the source of this 574-nucleotide messenger RNA. NCBI's taxonomy places the organism in Eukaryota, Phaeophyceae, Ectocarpales, Ectocarpaceae. The record is from the annotation of a GenBank genome assembly.